This is a messenger RNA of Gaeumannomyces tritici R3-111a-1, 408 nucleotides long. RefSeq lists its product as hypothetical. The record is from RefSeq and is a predicted model, not a curated record. The coding region runs from base 1 to 408 and encodes 135 amino acids. The transcript is spliced from 2 exons. NCBI's taxonomy places the organism in Eukaryota, Fungi, Ascomycota, Sordariomycetes, Magnaporthales, Magnaporthaceae.
AUGGAGGGCCGCGCAACUGGCGGCUCGCAGCGGCCCAGCGCCACGGCCGGGAGCUCAGCUUGUGCAGCCAUUGACGAUCUGGCCAGCUGCAACCCCCGCAUUUGGAAUGGCCAGCUGCGAGCCGGGAUUAGAUCACCUAAUCCAGCCCAGCCCCUUGGCCUCGCAUGCUCCCGGCUGAGCUGCGACCGACACCGGCCACAAGCCGGCUCGACAACCGUGCUAUCCUCGACUAACCUUAGCCUGCACUCACAUAAGCCAUCGCGCCUCGGAAUCAUCACCGCCAACUUCGUCCUGUUUCUCCCUACUUCAAGACUACUUCAAGACUCGGAAGCAUCCCUACGCGCAACCUCGCCCGGAGUUGCCCAAUUCAUCAUCCACCCGCUCCUGACCUCCUUUGUCCACCUCUGA